AGCAACAAUCUCAGUUGCACAACAUUUUGUAAUUUAUUCUUUUUCUCUCUCUCUCUCUAACAUGGAUAGUAAUAUUAUCACUAAUAGUAUUACCCUCCUACAAGAAGCCCUCAAACCGUUGCCUAUGGCCAUCUACCUAGUCAUCCCUCUUCUCCUCCUCCUCGGCCUAAUUCUCCGGUCCCGGCAGAGAUUACCCCUCCCGCCGGGCCCAAAAGGCCUCCCGAUCGUCGGAAACAUGGCGAUUAUGCACCAACUGACACACCGCGGCCUCGCCGCCCUCGCCAAGCAAUACGGCGGCAUCUUCCACCUCAAAAUGGGCUACCUCCACAUGGUGGCGAUCUCGUCACCCGACACCGCCCGGCAAGUCCUCCAAAUCCAAGACAACAUCUUCUCGAACCGCCCCGCCACCAUCGCCAUCAGCUACCUUACCUACGACCGGGCCGACAUGGCCUUCGCCCACUACGGCCCGUUCUGGCGGCAGAUGCGCAAGCUCUGCGUCAUGAAACUCUUCAGCCGCAAACGGGCCGAGUCCUGGGAAUCCGUCCGUGACGAGGUCGACAAGACCGUCCGCGUCGUCGCGAACAACACCGGCACUGCCGUCAACGUCGGGGAGCUUGUCUUCAAGCUCACCAUGGACAUAACCUACAGAGCCGCUUUUGGCGCGGCAGCCAAGGAGGGACAAGACGAAUUCAUAAGAAUAUUGCAAGAGUUCUCCAAACUCUUUGGAGCUUUCAAUAUCGCCGACUUUAUUCCUUGGCUCACGUGGGUCGAUCCUCAAGGGCUCAAUACCAGGCUUGAGAAAGCUCGUAAAGCGCUUGAUGGGUUUAUCGAUAAGAUCAUUGACGAACACAUGCAGAAGAAGGAGAAGAUGAACGGCGUUGGGAAUGAUGAGAUUGAGACGGACAUGGUUGAUGAUCUUCUUGCGUUUUACGCAAGUGAAGAAGCAAAGGUGAAUGAGACUGAGGAUCUGCAGAACGCCAUCAGACUCACGAGAGAUAAUAUCAAGGCAAUAAUCAUGGACGUGAUGUUCGGCGGGACGGAGACUGUGGCAUCAGCGAUAGAAUGGGCCCUUACGGAGCUGAUGAAGAACCCAGAAGAUUUGAAGAAGGUCCAACAAGAGCUAGCCGACGUGGUGGGCCUAGACCGGAGGCUCGAAGAGUCGGACUUCGAGAAGUUGACCUACCUCAAGUGCGCCCUCAAGGAGACCCUCCGGCUCCACCCACCGAUCCCCCUCCUCCUCCACGAGACCGCCGAGGAUGCCGCCGUAGCCGGCUACCACAUCCCCAAGGGCUCACGUGUGAUGAUCAAUUCAUGGGCCAUAGGAAGGGACAAGAACUCGUGGGCCGACCCGGAUAGUUUUAAGCCCGCUAGGUUCCUGAAGGAUGGAGUGCCCGAUUUCAAAGGUAGUAACUUUGAGUUCAUUCCAUUCGGGUCGGGUCGCAGGUCCUGCCCCGGGAUGCAACUCGGGUUAUACGCGCUUGAGUUGGCGGUGAGCCACCUUCUCCAUUGCUUCACGUGGGAGUUGCCCGACGGGAUGAAGCCGAGCGAGCUCGACAUGAACGACGUGUUUGGGCUCACCGCGCCAAGGGCGACUCGGCUUUUCGCAAUCCCAACUAAACGUGUCGUUUGCAACAUAUGAUUAAAAAAAGAAAAAAAAGAAAUGAAAAGAGAAAAAGUUUGGAGCUCAUUUGUGGCGAAUGAAAAACGGCCGCAGGUGAAAUUGAUUUGCUUCAAUGCAUUGCAUUUGGUUGAUUUCUUUUUCUUUUUAAUUUCGUUUGAUUAUAUCAAAGAUGUGGAAGGAAAAAAAAAAAGAUUAGGUGGAGAAGAGAAAAUAACUGAAAAAAGAGAGAAAAAAGAAAAAGAAAAAAAGUGAGACGAAGUUGAAUUUUCCUUCUUUCGUGUAUAAGAUCUCUUUCAUUUGUCCUAUGUGUAAAUUUGUAUUGUAAUUUUUUUUUUUUUUUGCUUAAUACCCCUCGAAUAAAGUUGAUAAAUUGAUUAUAUACGAAAA
Messenger RNA from Morus notabilis, 2008 nucleotides. Its product is annotated as cytochrome P450 84A1. Gene Ontology annotation, biological process: lignin biosynthetic process. The transcript has 2 exons. The record is from RefSeq and is a predicted model, not a curated record. Gene Ontology annotation, molecular function: heme binding; monooxygenase activity; iron ion binding. Lineage: Eukaryota; Viridiplantae; Streptophyta; Magnoliopsida; Rosales; Moraceae. The coding region runs from base 62 to 1639 and encodes 525 amino acids.